Molecule: messenger RNA, 258 nt
Organism: Angiostrongylus costaricensis
Lineage: Eukaryota; Metazoa; Nematoda; Chromadorea; Rhabditida; Metastrongylidae
Source: the annotation of a GenBank genome assembly
AUGCUGGCUGUAUUCCAGGAAAUCAGCAAAUUCCGACAUGGUCUUGCCGCCCUGCUGAAAUACGACUGGGUACCGGUGCCACUUGUUUAUCCUCAAGUUAUUUUUCUUGCUGUUCGUGUUUAUUUUGUGAUCUGCUUAUUUGGAAGGCAAUUCAUUGUAACGGGAGGUAAUCCUAGUGGGGUACGUUUUAUAACAUUACUAUGGAAUACCUGUGUUGCUCCUAUUGAAUUAAAAAGUCUGUAUGUACUCUUUCUUUGA